AUGGAACCACCGGCGAAGCGCAUGCGCAUAUGGCAGUCUGUCGAAGUGGACGAGGAGAACGCCGAGUAUAUCAAGGCGAAGCAGAAACAACAACAGAAAUUCAAGGGCCGACUCGAAUCGAUAUUCGAGAAAUAUGGAAACAUGCACGAGUCAAUGAGCGACGAGAUUGACAUGGCAACUAACAGAGUAGUGGUGGAUAGAGGGCAUUUGCGGAGACUGAAGCGCCAGGUCGGUCGGAAGGAGACUAUGUUGUUGGACACUCUUGGUUUGGCCGUGGGGAAGGAAUCGAGAAAUGAGGGUGAAGAGGAGGAUGACGAGGAUUCGGAGGAUUCGGAAGAUGAAUUGGCACCUACGCAGCCGGUGAAGUCAAAAGAAACAGAGCCUGGACUGGACGGACAACAAACAAGCAUACCAGACGCGCAGUCCCUACGCAGCGAUAACAUUCCGUCAGUUCCACAACAUUCAAAUACCCCAGCGACUUCAACACCGCAAUUCAACACAAUGCAAUCCCCCAAUACGCCGAAUCCAAAUCCGACCCCGAACCUCCUACCGCUUGUUCAGUUUCCACAAACUCCUGCCGGACAGCAGGCGCAAGCUACAUUCUAUAUGACUUUGACACAGGGAAUUGGUGAAGUCAUCCAAAAAGCUAUGGCUCAAUCCGGUCUCCUGCCGCCCAACUUUUCUACUCCGUUCGCAAGCGCUGCUCCACCACCAACUACGCCAAUGAUCACCACAGACGAUAAGAUCGCACCCGCUACGGACCCAAAAUGGUUCUUCCCACCUCUCUCUGCUGUACCAAGACAGGACCCAGUAGCUCAAUCCAGCCCUCUUGCUGCUCACGUAGCAGCUCCUGCGGCUGGGCAAGCCGAUCAGCCAGUCGUUACUUCGUUACCACGUGAGCAUGAAGGAGGGCUAUUAGCAGAAUCGACCCCUAUGGUCGAAGAGGCUACUCUCUCAAUUUCUCACGCAAGGUUACAGGAGAGCUCACCCACUGCACAUCGCCGAACCAGUCCGCGCGUUGAGAUCCAAAGACGCCGAAUUCGUGCUACUAGAAAAUAUCAUUUCACACCAGAAGACGACGCAUAUAUAAGUAGAAGAAAAAUGGUGGAUCACUCAUCAUGGGUUGCUAUCAAGGAAAGCCAGGCGAAAUGGAAAGACUGGCCCGCAAGUGCAAUCAGCAGGCGGUGGGCUUUGAUUAAGGAUCAAAACCUGCAUCUGCAAACACCAGUUGUAGCCUGCUCGAUUAACGACGUUCAUGACACUGAAACUGAACUAGUUGAGCAAGUAGAGGCUCCUGUAAUGCAGUCUCACCAUCUGCCAACUCCCAGCUCAUCCGAGCACGAAGACGGCCACAUGGAAGCCACCGAACCAACACAAGCUUUCAAGGGAUUUCCCUCGAGCGCAUAUUAUGAUGACGACGAACGUGAACUAUUGUCUCUUGCUGGUUCGGAUGCAGAAGGAGAAGAAGAGGAAGAGAGAGAACAAGAAGGAGAAGGAGAAGGAGAAGACCAUGAAAUCCCCUGCGACGAACAAAUGCCAGACUCCCUAUCAGAAGACAGCAUAAUACCCUCUAUAGAAACGCCAACCAUGAUCGACGAAGACGACUUACAACGAGACCUACUCGAAAGCCUAGCCAUGCACGACGCCACCAUCACACCCCCACCCCAACCAUCAAUACAGAUAAAACCCGAACCAACAUCCCCAUCCACACUCACCACACAGCCAGAACCCGCACUCACUCGACGCUCCGAAACAAUCCCAGAUACCCCCACGGCCAACGAUGAUACCAACGACUCCACACCUCACCAACCACCUACAACCACAACCACAACUACAGCCCCGCCUCUAACCUGCCAAAUCUGCAACCGCACCUUCAAAAACCCCCAAACCCUCACCCGCCACCUCUCCAACCCCAGAAACACUCACACACACCCCGCCCCACCUCCACUCCGUAAACGCAGCAUAUCCAUCGACCUCAUAUCCUCCUCCAUCACCACCACUGCUCUCAAAAACAACAACGACGAGGAUGACGAUCUCCUCUCCCCAACAACCCCCCGCAUCAAACGCGAAUCCAGCACCUCCGACUCCCCAAGCUUCUUCGUCUCUGUGUUUCAAACGCCCAGAGUGGGGGAGGGGAAGAGGAGGAGGAGGAAAAGUAGUGGUUGUGGGACGUCUGGAAUGUUGUCUGUGGAGAGGAGUGAGAGGAGGGCGCAGGUGAAGCAGGUGAAGCAGUGGUGGAAGGGGACGCCGGUUGUGUCUGGGAAGGGAGGAAGGAGGAGUUUGGGGGGGUUGGUGAGUGGGAGGAAGAGGGGGUGGGUUGAGGAGAGUGAGGAGGAGAGGGAUGAGCUUUGUUUUUGA
Bipolaris oryzae ATCC 44560 is the source of this 2358-nucleotide messenger RNA. RefSeq lists its product as uncharacterized. Gene Ontology annotation, molecular function: histone binding; protein heterodimerization activity. Gene Ontology annotation, cellular component: nucleus. The record is from RefSeq and is a predicted model, not a curated record. The coding region runs from base 1 to 2358 and encodes 785 amino acids. NCBI's taxonomy places the organism in Eukaryota, Fungi, Ascomycota, Dothideomycetes, Pleosporales, Pleosporaceae. The transcript has a single exon.